AUGAUUGUGGUCGCUUUUGAGUCAGGACAUGCUAAAAAUGGUUUCAUGUUUGAAAACUGCAAUUUGUCCCAUAUGGACGCAUAUAACAAAGAUCAUUGGGUAUCAAGGCAGUCCAACCUUAAGACAAAUAUCACGUACCAGCAAGAAAAAGUUGGAAUUGUCUCCAAAGCAUGCACGUGUUUGGUUCAGCGUCUUGCAUGGGAAAAAAUCAUCAUUCUGUUCGAUAACCCUGGAGAACUCUUUGUACAGGAUAUGUUGAUGUACUGGAGUGAGACCCAGUUCCAGAUUCCAGUUCAGAUGACCAACGUUGACAGUGCUCAUUCUAACAGCAGCUAUAGAGUUUUUCUCCAUGAUCUUUAUCACGGCGUCCAUCGUCUGAACCUCAUUCUUAUAGCACGGCCAACGGCUGUUUCAGCAAUCAUUAAAGAUGUGAACGACUUCGACUUGUUUUCUAAUCGGUCAACGGAUUUCAGGCAUAGAUCUAAGUGGAUUGUUGUCUCGGAAGAAUCCAUCAAAGAAAACCUGACCACGUGGGCUAAGGACUUGGAAAAUGUCGCUUUUAUUUCCUCGCUGAAUAUGGAUGAUUAUUUCACAUCGCCUGUGUUCAGAAACGGAACUGUUUCAUACGAGGGGUAUGGCGUUGAUAUACUGAACGUGAUGGCAAAGUAUUUGAACUUCACGUAUGUUAUCACCCAACCUGAAGACAUGCAGUGGGGUCUGUUGGUGAAUGGAACGUGGAAUGGUAUUGUCGGCAUACUGGUCAGGAGAGAGGCUGACCUGCAGAUAUCCAGUUUGACUGUCCACGAAGACCGAGCUAUGGUGCUGCAUUUUCUUCAACCGCCGGUACAUACCCAGGUUGUUGAUGUUCUGUACAAGAGACUUGACCUGUACGAGGACAACCUAUUCACGUACAUCAGACAGUUCAAACCUAUGGUGUUCCUGUGUAUUGGAGUGUCUGCCGCAGUCUUCUGUCUCCUCUUUGUCAUAUCCGAGUGUAGUUCAGAACAUUCAACAGAAAGCGCUCGGACGUCUGGCUCCUGUCGCAGGAUACUGCUACUUUUAGACAGGGUUGCUUGGUUUACAGUAGCGUCUGCUGCACAACGCAGUGUCAGCAUAAAGACGAGAACCACUUCUGGAAACAUCUUAGUAGCGUCUUGGAGCUUAUUUCUCAUAGUUAUGACGGCUGCGUACACCGCUAAUUUGGUAGCGGAACUGACGUCAAAGAAACCGCGAGUUCCAUUCAGAACACUGGGCGAACUGGUUGACAACAAUGAAUUCACGUUUGGGUUGACAUCAAGUAGCAUUAAUAAACUCAUAUUUGAGAAAACUAAACACGGAGACAUCAAGCGUGCUUGGACCGUUAUACAACGCAGGGCAUCAACAGACCAGAACGUCCUCCACGAUUCUGAUGAGUAUCACCUACGACGAGCUCUUAGUGAAAAGUAUGCAUGGAUCACCAGCAGAAAGGUGGGAAGGCUUAGAGGAAAAGGAAAUUGUUCUUUAGUAUUUAUGAAUUCUCCCUUCAACUGGCAACAUCUGGCCUUCGCCGUCCCUGUUGGUUCUUCAUACAUCAACGAGUUUGAAAAGACGUUGUCAAUUUUAAAUGACAAUGGUGUUCUGGUGAGGCUCAGAAAAAAAUGGUUUAAAACAUUGUGUGACAAAGAAGAGUACACAAGCCUAGAGUCUGCGAAAAUACUCAAGUUAAGUGACGUCAGAGGAGCCUUUAUUCUGUCAGCUGUUGGAAUUGGAUUGGCUACCAUGGCAGUGAUACUAGAAAUAGUUUACACACGGACACUUGCUAAAUGA
This is a messenger RNA of Gigantopelta aegis, 1806 nucleotides long. RefSeq names its product glutamate receptor ionotropic, kainate 4-like. The record is from RefSeq and is a predicted model, not a curated record. The transcript is spliced from 10 exons. Bases 1 to 1806 code for a protein of 601 amino acids. Gene Ontology annotation, cellular component: membrane. Gene Ontology annotation, molecular function: glutamate-gated receptor activity. NCBI's taxonomy places the organism in Eukaryota, Metazoa, Mollusca, Gastropoda, Neomphalida, Peltospiridae. Gene Ontology annotation, biological process: monoatomic ion transport.